AUGAAUUCAGUUGUUGAAGAUAAUACGGCGCUUAUGCCUGGAUCAGUACGUGAAAUUUCUGGAGUGGUAAAGAAUUUCUUUUUUGCCCGUAUAUUUUUAACAUAUGUAGAAAUGUCAUUUUCAGCUAAAACGUUGGAAAACGCAGAGAAAUGGGAAGGAAAUUGGACAAAUCCACAACAAGUGUGUAGCAUAAUAGGUGCAUCAGUAAAAGGUGGGAUUGGACCAUUUGGUCUUCCUCACACUUGCCUUCUAGUGAUUAUGACAAAACCACUUUGUGGAGCCUUCUUGAAUGUCCCUCUUCAAGAGAAAUUGUCAUUGAGGACUUUGAUUGAUCACUCAAUAGUGGAGAGCUUUGGUGGAGAAGGAAAGGCUUGCAUUACAGCUAGGGUUUACCCAACUAAUUUAGCAGUGGAUGGUGCAACCCAUUUAUAUUUCUUCAACAAUGGUUCCCAGAGCAUUCACAUCUCUAAGUUUACUGCUUGGACCAUGAAAUCAGCUCAAAUCAAUUGA
Messenger RNA from Capsicum annuum, 510 nucleotides. RefSeq names its product beta-fructofuranosidase, insoluble isoenzyme CWINV1-like. Bases 1 to 510 code for a protein of 169 amino acids. The record is from RefSeq and is a predicted model, not a curated record. The transcript has 4 exons. NCBI's taxonomy places the organism in Eukaryota, Viridiplantae, Streptophyta, Magnoliopsida, Solanales, Solanaceae.